Messenger RNA from Cryptococcus amylolentus CBS 6039, 2023 nucleotides. RefSeq lists its product as hypothetical. Gene Ontology annotation, cellular component: membrane. Gene Ontology annotation, biological process: intracellular manganese ion homeostasis; iron ion transport. Gene Ontology annotation, molecular function: cadmium ion transmembrane transporter activity; manganese ion transmembrane transporter activity. NCBI's taxonomy places the organism in Eukaryota, Fungi, Basidiomycota, Tremellomycetes, Tremellales, Cryptococcaceae. The record is from RefSeq and is a predicted model, not a curated record. The coding region runs from base 78 to 1427 and encodes 449 amino acids. The transcript has 10 exons.
GAAUUGUCUUGCAUCCACUCUUCACCAUUAUUGGAUACUCCUAUCACCCCCUAACUAUACUUCAAUCCAGCGUCAGUAUGGAGCCAAGUCCCUCUACAAGCCACGCCAAGCCGCAUGUCCCACAGGCAAAGCAACCGUGGUACAAACAACUCAGCUUUCAGAAAUCCAAAAAGGUCUUUUGGAGACACCUGCAAUUCGUCGGACCAGGAUUGGUGUCAAGUGUAGCCUAUAUCGACCCAGGUAACUGGGCGACGGAUCUCGAGGCCGGGGCCGAUUAUGGCUACAAGCUGCUCUUUGUAGUGCUUAUGGCUGGUCUCGCUGCUGUCGUGCUCCAGCUGUUAUCCGUCCGGCUGGGCACUACCACCGGUCUGUCCCUGCCCGCCCAAACACGUAUCCUGUUCUUGCGGCUCAAGGAGAGGUACCCCAAAUACCGUAUUCCCCUGACGAUAGGGUUGUGGUCGCUCUACCUUUUGGCCGAGCUUGCCAUCAUCGCGACCGACUUGGCAGAACUUCUCGGUAGUGCUAUCGCUUUGCACCUACUCUUCCCGAAACUACCGCUGUUUGCGGGCGUCAUCAUCACCGCCGUGGACGUCCUCGUAGUCUUGCUCUUUUUCAGAUCAUCAUCCGGGAGGCAGGGUAUGAUGUUUUUCGAAUUCGUCAUUGUAGCUCUUGUGCUGGCAGUGUUCAUUAGUUUCAUGAUCCUGCUCAAACUGAUCCAUCCCGUAUGGAAAGACGUCUUCUUCGGUCUUGUACCUUCCCACACCCUCGUCAAACCAGGCGCUCUCUACAUUGGAGUCGGUAUCAUCGGAGCCACUGUCAUGCCCCACGCCCUUUUCCUGGGUAGUUUCCUAGCCGGUGUCGACCGACUCAAUAUGGUGCCCACCCCUCCCACCAAAAAGGUCCUCAAAAACAUCCCCAUGCCCUCCCUCAAUCCCUUCCGCCGGAACCGGUCCCCCAGCCCGGCGGAUAGCGAGCUCGGCGCCGGUCCAUCUUGCCUCUCCCGGACAGCCCCCAACACCAACACCAACAUCCCCGAAGAGUCGCCCGAGCUGGGUACGGUGAAGGAUGUGGAUCUGGUGGUGGAGGAUAGUGGGAUGGGUAAGGAGGAUGAGGCGUUUGCGUUGGCGCAGAGGGAGUAUGAGCGAGAGGUGAGGAUGUUUGAUCGGAUCCGAUGGGUUGAUCUGCAUCUCUUCCAUGUGACUAUUGAUACGACGCUGUCGCUGUUGGGAUUCGCACUUACGAUCAAUUCGUCCAUCCUCACACUGGCCGGUGCGGCGUAUUACUACAAUACCGACUCUUCUGCCGAGAAUGCCGCCGACCUGUUUGGCGCUUUCGCAUUGAUAAAGUCGUAUAUCGGGAAUGCUGCUGCCAUCAUCUUUGCCCUCGCUCUUCUUUGUGUCAGUGCGGUCAUGGCAAAUAACGAAUGACGCUCACAAAAAAAUUGUAGGCGGGUCAAAGUGCGUCCAUUACAGCUACACUCGCGGGCCAAGUCGUCUCUGAAGGCUUUAUCAACUGGAAGACUUCUCCAUUCCUGCGCCGGCUGGUGACCCGGCUGAUAGGCGUCAUCCCCGCCGCCAUUGUCGCCGCUGCCGUCGGCGCGCAAGGUAUCAACACCAUGCUCGUCGCCUCCCAGGUCCUUCUCUCCAUCGUGCUGCCGACCGUCAUCUUUCCCCUCGUAUAUCUAUGCUCCAAAGCAGAUCUCAUGACGGUGCAAGGUCCCGAAGUGGAGGAUAUCGAGCUGAGGAGUGUGGAUACACCUGCUCUUGCUCCUAGCGCCGAGCAGGAGCCUGUGGAGAGUAGCGAAAGGACGGCCGUUGACGCGCCUACUGGGAAUGAUGUGGUGGAGCCAGUGUCGGAAGGGAGGAGGAGCAAGUCGUACGUGUCGCCAAAGUGGGUGACGGUCCUGGGCUAUGCGUUGUUUGGACUGGUGGUGUUGGCGAAUGGGUAUGUGAUUAUCGAGCUGUGUCUUGGUAAUGGAUGAGCAGACUCCACUGUUGUGUAUGCAAAAUUGUAAUCAUUGAAC